Messenger RNA from Agrilus planipennis (emerald ash borer), 1301 nucleotides. RefSeq names its product neuromodulin-like. The transcript is spliced from 7 exons. NCBI's taxonomy places the organism in Eukaryota, Metazoa, Arthropoda, Insecta, Coleoptera, Buprestidae. The record is from RefSeq and is a predicted model, not a curated record. Gene Ontology annotation, molecular function: protein binding. Bases 13 to 1209 code for a protein of 398 amino acids.
CAAGUGUAAAAAAUGGAUGUUAUGCUCCAAAGGCAUUGCGCUAAAUUUAUUUACGUCGUUCCCGAAGGACUCAGGGAACUGAUGACGGACAUAUCUCGAGAAGUAUUUUUUGUUCAGUAUAAUCCUUUACUUUUUUCAACGAUCGUUAUCUUUCCAAAGGUAAUUAGAACGCAUCCCGAAAACAUUUACAUAUUUGUGGCCGAUUAUCUAGAUGCUUUAAUGAUAACAAGAGAAAAUGCCAGAGUUGCAGCAAAGGUGGUACAAAGUCUUACGGAGAUCGCACUGACCAUCGUAAACUUGCUGGUCAACAUCGGGAUGACCAGGGAAGAAGCUGACAGAACGGCCUCGAUCAUUCAGAAAAUUUUUCGUCAAUAUUUGGAAGAGAAAAAAACUUACCAGAAAGAAAUAAGCGAUCAAAUCGAAGAAGCGAAUCUUCUUACUGACAUAAUAACUGAAGCAGGAAUAACUCCGGAUCAGGCGGAGGCGGCUGCCGAAAUUAUUCAGAGGGCUUGGAGGGACUUCAAGAGGAAGCACGAGAGGGAAAAAUACCUUCUGUCGGGAAUAAUCGACUGGAGGAUAGCCGCAAGGAGUGCAAUACGUUUGUACAGAUCAACCGGUGUUACUUACGAAGAAGCCAAUAGGGCAGCCACCAUGAUAAAAGCGGCGUACAAAGGAUACUACACGAGAAGGAUGAUCAAGAAACUGUUGGAAGAAAGCCAAAGGCUGAGCGAGACCCCGUCUCUAGCGAGCAUGAAGUCGGUUGAAUCAGAGGAGGAAGAAGAAGGAGAGUUCUAUUGGGACAUGGAAUUAUUCUCCAAAUCUGAAAGAACUACCGAAAGAAGCGAACGUCACGAAUAUUUGGAAGGACAAGGUGAAAUGGAGGAAGAAUUACCCUACGAAGUGCCCAGCGGCAUCCUAGCAGCGAGAGAAAUAAUUUCAGACAUUAUAAGAGCCACCGUUCCAACCCCUGAAGAAUCGUUAGAAGCAGCGGAAGAGUCGUACAUGGAUCAAGAGCAACCGUCAGCACCUGAAGUAACAAUCGACGAAACAACUGAAGCAGAAUUGCCACAGGAAGCUCCAGCAGAGGCUCCGGCACCUCCUGCCGAAGAAACUGAAGCACCAGCUCCGGCAGAGGAGCCCCAACCUGCACAAGAAGAACCCCAAGCACAACCAGCCGAAGAACCACCAUCAGAAAGCGAAGAAGCUUAAGUCUCUUAUACACUGUACUUCACCAAUUUUUAUAAUUCUUGCUAUUAUUGUUAUUGUUAUAAUGUACCGUAUAGAAACAACAAAUAAUACGA